CUGUGGUUAAAAUCAUCUAAAGUUCACGUCUCCAUCUCACUCAACAGUCACAAAGUAGAACCAUGACCACGUUUGAUGACAUCUUGGAAGAGGCCGGGAAGUUUGGCCGCUGCCAGAAGAGAAUCUUUGCCCUGCUGUGUCUGGUGUCCAUGCCCUUUGCCGGUGUGUACGUCGGCAUCGUGUUCCAGGGUUUCACCCCGGAUCACUGGUGUCGGGAUCCUGAGGUGGUGAAGCAGAGGGAGGAAUGCGGCUGGAGCGUGGCCGAAUGGCGCAGCCUGACGGUGCCUCAGGUCAACGUCUCCAGAGAGCUGCUGCACAGGAGCUGUGAGCGGUACGAGGUGGACUGGACCGCCUCCAACCUCAGCUGUGACCCUCAGGGACUCAACCUCAGCAACACACCCACAACAUCCUGCAGCCACGGCUGGGAGUACGACUACGAGGGACGGCAGUCCUUCGUUACCGAGUUCGACCUGGUGUGUUCUGACAGCUGGUUGGUGGAUAUGUGCCAGGCCACCCUCAACGUGGGCUUCCUGGUUGGCACAAUCACGACUGGCUACCUGGCUGACAGGUUUGGCAGGAAGAUGAGCUUUCUGAUGGCCAACCUGUUGAAUGGCAUCACGGGCAUCCUAGUGGCUGUAUCUCCAAAGUACCCGUAUCUGUUGGUCUUCAGAACUCUGUAUGGGUUUGGUGUGAAAGGUGGCUGGGUGGUUGGAUACGUGUUGAUCACGGAGCUCGUCGGCGUGGAGUUCAGGCGCACGGUUGGUGUCUUUUACCAGAUGUUCUUCAGUGUUGGAAUCCUCUUCCUGCCUUUGCUCGCCUAUUACAUCACCAACUGGCGCUGGCUGCAGGUCGUCAUCACCGUCCCCUACAUCUGCUUCCUGUCCUACUACUGGUUCAUCCCAGAAUCUCCAAGGUGGCUUCUCUCUCAGAACAAAAAAGCUGCAGCUGUAAAGAUCACAGAGGCAAUGGCUAAAGAGAACAAGAUGACUCUGACCAAGAACAUCGAGACGCUGACGGAUGAUAAUGCAGACUCCACGACUGCCUCCUUCAUGGACCUGAUCAGAACUCCCAAAAUGAGAAAGCACACGUUGAUCCUCAGCUACAACUGGUUCACCAGCGCGGUGGUCUACCAGGGUUUGAUCAUGAGGCUCGGCAUUCUGGGAGGAAACGUCUACAUUGACUUCCUGAUCUCUGGCAUCGUGGAGUUUCCUGCGGCUCUGCUCAUCCUCUUUACCAUCGAAAGAAUCGGGCGCCGCCUUCCCUUCGCCACUGCUAACAUCGUAGCUGGAGUCGCGUGUUUCAUUACCGCAUUUAUUCCUGAAAAUAUGUUCUGGUUCAAAACGGUGGUGGCGUGCAUCGGUCGGCUCUGUAUCACCAUGACCUUUGAGAUGGUUGUGUUUGUUAACACAGAACUUUACCCGACCUUUGUGAGGAACCUGGGUGUGUCGGUGUGCUCCACUCUGUGCGACGUCGGCGGCAUUGUGGCUCCGUUUCUGCUCUACAGGCUGGCCGUCAUCUGGCUCGAGCUGCCCCUCAUCAUCUUCGGAUUGUUGGCUUUCUUGGCCGGAGGUUUGGUGUUGUUGCUCCCUGAGACCAAAGGCAUCCCGUUACCGGACACCAUUGAUGACAUCGAGUUCCCAAACAGAGCAAAGGACAGAACUAUGCUGCAGAACCAACAGCUGGCCAACCUGCUGGCCAACAGCGACGUAACAACCAACAAAGAUCCAGCAGCCGUUUAGGUUUAACUCCUCAUGUGACCAAAAUAAUCCAGAUGUUAUCGGCCAAAGAAAUGCUAAAUAUAAGUGUUAAACUUUGCCAGAUUGCUACCAUCUCUAAGACCAAUAUUUCUUCUGUUGACCAUCUAACAAGCUAGCAACCACAGGAAGAAACAUGAUGCCC
This is a messenger RNA of Thalassophryne amazonica, 1899 nucleotides long. RefSeq names its product solute carrier family 22 member 2-like. The transcript is spliced from 11 exons. Gene Ontology annotation, biological process: transmembrane transport. Bases 63 to 1739 code for a protein of 558 amino acids. The record is from RefSeq and is a predicted model, not a curated record. Gene Ontology annotation, cellular component: membrane. Lineage: Eukaryota; Metazoa; Chordata; Actinopteri; Batrachoidiformes; Batrachoididae.